AUGACGAGUCUACUCUCCUUUUUACUUUUCAUCGAACUUUGGAAGCUCACAACUUCUGAAACCUAUAUGGUCGCAGUGAAAGGUUCACCUGUCCCCAGCACUAGCUAUGGUACAUCUCAAGUUGGGAUAGCUGAUUGGCGAGACUGUGCGCAAAAGUGUCUUGAAUCGUCUACGUGCAUUCUCGCAUAUUCUAGUACAGAGGUAUGUGUUCUGUACGCUGUUGGAGAUGUGAUUCAAGUGAAGAAUGAUCAAGAAGGGUAUGCGAAUGACAAGGAGGAGAAGGUCGCUUUUAAGGUACAAUCCAGCGCUGAUAGCUGUACUUACAUGGCAUCGGGCUUGUUGGAUGGAAUAGUAACUCCUUAUAACAAAGAACACAUUGACAGCUAUGAAAUUAAAACAACUCCCGAGUUCUACACAAUCGCGUACACUUAUGACAGUAACAUGGAUAAAUGUGGAAAUUGGUUCGAGCCGAAGCCUCAAUGCUCGGUCUGCACAAGCACCAUGUUCAGUUCGUUCUUGAAACAAGAGCCCACUGGAACUGUCGCUGAGCAAAUUGAGUUUGUCUCCUGGAGUAUGUGCCUGUUCGAGUGUAGCUCUCGGCCUGAUUGUUUUAUGGCCGCUGUGGACUUGGGGAGUAACAAGUGCAAAGUUUACAACUAUGGAGGUGUCGAUCAAUUUGAGUACUCUGAUGCACCAACAACGUUUGCAGGUGGUUUAAAGUAUACUCCGGCCAGCUACACAUGUUCUUCAAACUUCAGCUCUCUUUCCGAUGGACGUUAUGUUCACACUCUGACAUCCACACCAUACUCAUCAUAUCAAUACAAUGGUACUGCGGUUACUUGGAUUCCUAGACAAAGCUGUAAGGAUGCGGAUGCACAUUUGUACACAGGACUUCCCGGAUGUUUUAAGUUCAUUCGGAUGCCCUGGCCUAUCAAACAUCCUCAAUCGUACUCAACUGCAAUCUGUGUAGCAUUUGGGGCAGAUGGACUGAUGCCGAUUCCCGGCGCGGGUGGUUAUGAUGUUUUCUAUGCGAUUAAACCCCUACAAAGAACAGUGGAUGUUGGAUACGUGCGAGAUAAUACAACUAAACAAUAUUUCUGGCUGCAACCACAGCUUAGGCUUGACGACUCGCCCGUAAUUUGGAAUCAUGAUAACCCGUUUAAUGAACAUGAUUGCUCACUUCUUGUUAUUGGCGGCAAGAACGAAGCAGAACGUUUUCUCGGUUCAGUUUGUGAUGAACCAAGCAAUUACGGGCUGGUCUGCCAUUUUGCCUCUUGAGGAACCGUCGGAUAUUUGGUUUGAACGAGACAAUGUCUAAUGUAAAUAAUUAUUCUUGUCACUAUUCUAGGACUUUUUUGGGAGUAGUUAAUCAUAAUAAAACAAUCUUAUUAGG
Molecule: messenger RNA, 1393 nt
Organism: Caenorhabditis elegans
Lineage: Eukaryota; Metazoa; Nematoda; Chromadorea; Rhabditida; Rhabditidae
Gene: F54D12.8
Product: PAN-3 domain-containing protein
Exons: 9
Coding region: 1-1278 (425 amino acids)
Source: RefSeq, marked reviewed